AUGUCGUAUGAGAAUGCUGCCGCCGAGGUGGCUGAGGACUUCAAGACGGCGCUGGAGGACAUGACGUCCAUCAGCCGAAUCGAGAUUAUGAAUCUGUGUCAGAUUGCCCGUGAGAAUACGGAGCAUGCCUUUGAAAUCUCUGAAGUCCUUGUCGCCCAUAUAAAUAGGGCUGCCCCUCAAAAGAAACUUGCGGCACUUUACGUGCUCGACGCCAUCGUCAAAAAUGUUGGCACGCCUUAUACACUCUAUGUCGCUCCAAAGCUGUUUUCAACCUUCAUGGAGUCGUACGCCCGGGUGGAACAUCCCGUACGGCGCAAGAUGGAGGAGAUGCUGAAGACUUGGAAGAGCCCCAUCCCGGGGUCCAUGGACACGAAACCAGUGUUCCCUCCUGAUGUCGUCGGACCCAUAGAGAACGCCCUCAUCAAAGCGCAUAAUUCGGCAAUGCAAACCCUUCAGCAAAAUAGGAAAACACAGCCUCAUAUCCUAGGUCGACCCCCUCCCGGAGCGCCGCAUCGUAACACGCCGACACCUCCUGGGAUGCCCCAAGGUGGUGUCCCACGGGGCCAUGCUUAUCCCCAACCGAAUAUCUCGGAGGCAGAUCGAACCGGGCCUCCUCACCAUAACCAGCCUCCGUUUUCGACCCCGGGGCUUAACCAAGGGGCGAGCCAUCAUAAUGGGGCCUUGCAGCAACCAGGACAUAUGGCGGGCGUGAAUGGAGAUGCACUGAAUAAAGACAUCCAAGAGCUCGUCCUUGCGACGCACCUGGAGAGUGCAGCGCAUCCUCACGAUGCUGGUAUAUCUGCGAGAUUGAAGGCGCUCAUGGACCUACAAAGCAUUGUGCAGGCCAGGAACCUGCCACCAGACCAGCUCGUUUUAGUUAAAAACAAGUAG
Messenger RNA from Parascedosporium putredinis, 891 nucleotides. The record is from the annotation of a GenBank genome assembly. NCBI's taxonomy places the organism in Eukaryota, Fungi, Ascomycota, Sordariomycetes, Microascales, Microascaceae.